UCAGCGAGAGCUGUUGAAAAAUGUUCAAAAUGAUUCAAACUUUGAAAUUCCUUUUCUCGUUAACCAUACUCAGACAGAUUUUUACCAUGAAUGUUCACUUUUCUUGGUCAGAAAAGGUCUUAGAAAACCCUACAAAUUCCUGUAACCAUCUUGCAACGUUUUCGCGUCCAUCGAAGUGCCUGUCAGCGUGCCUUAAUUCCUAUGCCGUACUUCAUGCCGUAGGAUGGGACAGGACGUCACUUUCGUGUAUGUGCUGCCCUAGUCCUUUGUUGGAUUCUGAGGCGGCAAUGCCAGGAAACUGGCAGACCUACGUCAGCGGGAAGUGUCUACCUGGGUACGAACUUGUUGCCCCCAGUACCUGCUAUAAAUAUAACUCCACCUCCGUCAGCUACCCAGUGGCCGACGCCCUGUGUAAGGCCGAGGGAGGGGCCCUUAUUAGAAUAGACUCUGCAGAAAAGAACUCUACGUUUAUAAAUUUUGUCGAAAACCAAGUUGCUGACCCGUCAGUAACAGAAGUGUGGGUUCAGGCCACACGAAAUGGCUCGAACUGGUAUUUUGAUGACAACACACUCAUGGAAUUCGAUAAUUUCGGUGUUGGUGCAAAUAGUAACGGAGAAAAUGAAAUCAGAGCUAGGGCAAGAGGUGCACUACUGUGGAAAUGGCAAGACGCUCAUGAUUUUGAUGUUGACCAAUUCAGCUUUGUUUGUGAAUCAAAGAAGUUGCUGCAUUGGACGACUUAAGAGAUAGAUACAGUAAUAUUGUAAUAAUCUAAAUCAAGACAAUGGAAAC
Messenger RNA from Saccostrea cuccullata (small rock oyster), 789 nucleotides. RefSeq lists its product as uncharacterized. The transcript has 3 exons. The record is from RefSeq and is a predicted model, not a curated record. The coding region runs from base 21 to 740 and encodes 239 amino acids. Lineage: Eukaryota; Metazoa; Mollusca; Bivalvia; Ostreida; Ostreidae.